AACAUCAUCGCCCCACACUGUCAGUUACUGACCAGGUGCCGGUCUGCGUCCACUCCCUACCACAGCUCCUAGCUGCUCCUGCUGCUGCUGCUACUGCUGCUGCUGCUCCUGCUGCUCUUGCUGCUACUGCUCCUCCUCUUGCCGUUGAAAAUCAGCCCAGCAGUGACAACAUAACUCUGCCUUAGCAAGGGCGUCAACUUUGUCCUGUCAUGAUGAGCGGGGCAGGCCGAGGUGCCUCACUGUUGUGGGGAACCAUGAUGCUGGUCCUCCUCACCUUCCCCACCGUCACGUCCACAACCACGCCCACCGUCACGUCCACAACCACGCCCACCAUCACGUCCACAACCAUGCCAGCCACUAAUGCAUCCACGGGUGAGGAAGAGGGUGACGUGCGGCUGCCUCGGACACUCAAGCCGCUCCACUACCUGGUCAGACUUCAGCCCUUCAUCAACGGCAACUUCAGCAUCCAUGGCCACGUUGACGUCGAUCUUCUGGUGCUGGAAGCCACUCGUUCCGUCAUCCUCCACAUGACGGACAUCAUCACUCUCAACCAUACCACCAAGCUGGUGGAGUCUGAGAGCGGACAAGAGCAGUUGAUCCUGCAGCAGCAGUACUCCUCCGCCAGGAUGCUGUACAUCGUCCACCUGCAGAAGGCGCUGGUGGAGGGCACCAACUACACUCUCUCGCUCGACUUCGUUGGCACACUGGGCGAGAUCCCCAGAGGCUUCUACAGGUCCUCCUACAUCAAAGAAAACGGAGUAAAGAGCUGGGUGGCGUCGACGCAGUUCCAGGCGACGGACGCGCGACGCGCCUUCCCAUGCUUCGACGAGCCGGGUCUGAAGGCCACCUUCAAGAUCUACCUGGCGAGGGAGGAGCACAUGACGGCGCUCUCUAACAUGCCCCUCGUCGUCUCCACUCCCAUAGAGGACCAGGAGGGCUGGUUGUGGGACGAGUUCCAGCUCUCCGUCCCCAUGUCCACCUACCUCGUCGCCUUCGUCGUCUCCGACUUCCCAGUAAGAGUCAUCGGUGAAGCCACCAACGGUACCCUUCUUAGAGUUUGGGUUCGCGAGUCGGAAGAGUCUAAACUUCACUAUGGCUCCGAAGUGGCCCAGAGAAGCCUAGAAUUCUUUGAAGGAUUCUUUGGCGUGGACUUUCCUCUCCCGAAACUCGAUUUUAUUUGCCCUCCUGAGAUGAGUCCCAACGCUAUGGAGAACUGGGGGCUCGUCACCUACAGGGAGUCUGGGCUGCUAUACGACCCGAGCAGCUCGUCAGCGAGCCAGAAGCAGUGGACGAGUUACCUGGUGGCCCACGAGCUGGCCCACCAGUGGUUCGGUAACCUGGUCACGAUGACCUGGUGGACCGACCUCUGGCUCAACGAAGGCUUCGCCACCUACAUGGCUGAUGUAGCCAUAGAUAAUCUGGAGCCGUCUUGGAGGGUGAUGGAUCAAUUCGUUGUGGCGCGGCAGCAGGCGGUGAUGGCUCUGGACGCCCUCCGCUCCUCCCACCCCGUCAGCGUCCCCGUGCACGACCCCGCCCAUAUUAACGAGAUCUUCGACACCAUCUCCUACAACAAAGGAGCUUCGAUCAUACGGAUGAUGAGACACUUCCUGACGGAGUCAGCCUUCAGGAGGGGCCUCCGCACCUUCCUCAGGCAACUGAUGUACAAGAACGCGGACCAGGACGACCUGUGGCUUCAUCUGACGGAGGCGGCGCACAAGGAAGAGACGCUGCUGCACGAUCUGACCGUCAAGACCAUCAUGGAUACCUGGACGCUACAGAAAGGCUUCCCCGUCGUCACCGUCUCGAGGGUCAGUGCGACUUCUGCCGUCGUCACUCAGGAGUACUUCGUGCUGGACAAGACCGCGGCGACGGAGGGCAGCACGACGGCCCGCAAGUGGUGGAUCCCCGUGACCUCUACCACGCAGAUGAGGCCAGAGUUCAAUGACACCAGCGUCAGGUUGUGGCUCAGUGGGGAUGGUACUGAGCCCGUGUCACAACACAUCAGCGUCCCUGAGCCGCACUACUGGGUUAUCUUCAAUGUCAAGCAGACAGGCUACUACCGCGUCAACUACGACCAGGCCAACUGGGAGCUCCUAAUUCAGCAGCUGCAGGAGGAUCACCGCGUCAUACACGUCACCAACAGAGCCCAGAUCAUCGACGAUGCCUUCAACCUCGCCAGGGCAGGUCGCCUGUCCUACAAAACGGCUCUGGCAACGAUCGCGUACCUGGGCCAGGAGGAGGAGCGUGUGCCUUGGGAAGCAGCCUUCUUCAACUUCAAGUACCUCUUCCACAUGUUCUCCCGGGACCCGUCUUACGGCGCCCUCAGGGACUACCUUAUGUCGGUCGUCCUGCCGGCGUACGAGAGGUUGGGGUUCGAGGAGGUCCCUGGGGAGGACCUGCCCAUCAUGCUGCUGAGGUCCAGCGUGCUGACCUGGGCCUGCUACCUCGGUCAUCCUGACUGUCGCAUCAAGUCCCUGAAUCUCUUCAGGAGCUGGAUGGCCAACCCAGAAACUUUCAAAGGGAUCUCUGCCAACGUGGCCGCGACCGUCUACUGCACGGCUCUCAAGGAGGGCGGAGAACUGGAGUGGAACUUCGCCUGGAGGUACUCCAGAACCAAGCCCGUGCCUGAGCUGAAAGACGCCCUCUCCUGCACCACCGAGAUCUGGCUGCUGUUGAGGUAUCUGGAGGGGGCGUUCAAUGCCACGUCGAGUAUCAGGCGUCAGGACGCUGCCAACACCUUCAUGAGCGUUGCUAGCGACGGAGUGGGCACCCUGGUCGCCUGGGACUACAUGAGAGCAAACUGGCAAAAUAUCACAGACUAUAUCGGCAAUACCUUCUUCGCCCUUCCCAAGAUGGUAGAGGCUGUAACCAGAUCCUUCAACACACCGCAACUCCUCCACGAGCUGGAAGAGUUCGAGUGGGUGAACAGGGGUCGGCUGCUGACAGCAGAGCGAGCGACGACGCAGGCGCUGGAGGCGACAAGGAUCAACGUAGCCUGGCGGGAGACCAACAGGGACACCAUCGUAGACUGGCUGAGACAAAAGGGCUUCUCGUCUCACCUCUCAGAUAUAUAAGUCGUACCAUUGCUCCUGAAAAUAUUGAAAAUACAAUACAUUUGUUUUACUUUGCCCUUAUUAACAGGGAAGGCAGUAAUUUUUUUCUUUCUCAAACUGACCAGCAUCUCUAGAAUGAUACGAUCCAAACGUUUCUGGAAGUUGAUGCUGUCUUUCAUGCGGCCUCAGCGCAGGUGCUGGAAGAUGUUGUCUCAUAACCUCAGCAAAAGUUCUGUAUAUUGCUAAAUGAUCGUUUAUUUUAUUGUUUUAUUAUAGGUCCUGAUGGUGUCUCACAUUACCCUUGUUAAAUGAUAUGUAUAUUCUUAGUCUUUAUUAGAGGUAAUUAUUUUGUAUUAUAAUGUGAAUGAUAAAUCCACAGGUACUAUAUGUGAAAAUUGCUUAUGUACAGACACCAAAAGGGGCGUUACAUUAUAAAAUAAAGACUAAAUUCAUA
Procambarus clarkii (red swamp crayfish) is the source of this 3507-nucleotide messenger RNA. RefSeq names its product aminopeptidase N. Gene Ontology annotation, cellular component: cytoplasm. The record is from RefSeq and is a predicted model, not a curated record. Gene Ontology annotation, molecular function: zinc ion binding; peptide binding; metalloaminopeptidase activity. NCBI's taxonomy places the organism in Eukaryota, Metazoa, Arthropoda, Malacostraca, Decapoda, Cambaridae. Gene Ontology annotation, biological process: peptide catabolic process; proteolysis.